AUGGAAUCCUACAGUGCACAUAUUUUUCUUCCCAGGUUUCGUCCAAUAAAAGGGAGGCAGGAAGAGCUAAAGGAAGUGAUUGAAAACUUCAAGAGAACUGAACAUUUGGAGAAAACCUUCAAAAAUCUAAUAUCUGGUGACUGGUCACGACACUAUUUUCUUAAUAAGAAUAAAGCACAGGAGAAACAUUUCAAGGAACAUGUGUUUAUCUAUUUGAGGAUGUUUGCAACCAGCAGUGGGUUUGAAAUAUUGCCUUGCAAUCGUUAUUCUUCUGAACGAAAUGGAGCCAAAAUAGUUGCAACUAAGGAAUGGAAACGUAAUGACAAAAUAGAACUACUUGUGGGAUGUAUAGCUGAGCUUUCUGAAGCUGAAGAAAAUAUGCUUCUGCGUCAUGGAGAAAAUGACUUUAGUGUCAUGUACUCAACAAGAAAAAACUGUGCUCAGCUAUGGCUUGGGCCAGCUGCCUUCAUCAAUCAUGAUUGCAGACCUAACUGCAAGUUUGUAUCGACUGGGCGCGACACUGCAUGUGUCAAAGCACUGCGUGAUAUUGAGCCAGGCGAAGAAAUCUCUUGUUAUUAUGGUGAUGGCUUUUUUGGCGAAAACAAUGAGUUCUGUGAAUGUUACACCUGUGAAAGGCGUGCAACUGGUGCUUUCAAAUCACGCGUAGGUCUUAAUGAACCGGGUCCUGUGAUCAACAGCAAGUAUGGAUUACGGGAAACAGACAAACGUUUGAACAGACUCAAAAAGCUUGGUGACGGCAGCAAAAAUUCAGAUAGUCAGUCUGUCAGCUCCAACACAGAUGCAGACACCUCUCAGGAAAAAUCUAACUCAUGUAAGAAUUAG
Staurois parvus is the source of this 843-nucleotide messenger RNA. The record is from the annotation of a GenBank genome assembly. NCBI's taxonomy places the organism in Eukaryota, Metazoa, Chordata, Amphibia, Anura, Ranidae.